AUGGCUAGAAGACUUGGAAGGAUUUGUAAGCGAAAAAAAUGUCUUGAAGCACAUGACAAGUUGACUGACAAUUGGGAGAAGCUAGCCACAAGCAUCAAUCUGCUAACAAUAUCUUCUUCAUAUCUUAUUCUUGCAUUGGUUCUGUUUUCUGCAAUAGUGAGCUCACAUGUAGAAGCACAAAUAAACCCACCUCCAUUAGCAAAGGGUCUAUCAUGGACGUUCCACCAGACAAACUGUCCAAAUCUGGAAGGUAUCAUCAGAACUGAACUCAUUAAGAUCUUUCAAAAUGAUAUUGGUCAAGCUGCAGGUUUGCUUCGUCUCCAUUUCCAUGACUGUUUUGUUCAGGGUUGUGAUGGAUCAGUUUUGUUAGAUGGCUCUGCUAGUGGACCAAGUGAGAAGAACGCACCACCAAAUCUCUCACUCAGACCUCAAGCGUUUAGAAUCAUUAACGAUCUACGAAGUCGCAUCCACAAAGCCUGUGGCCCUGUUGUCUCUUGUGCUGAUAUCACUGCGCUAGCUGCUCGUGAUGCCGUUUUACUGUCUGGAGGCCCAAUCUACCCAGUCCCACUAGGUAGACGCGAUGGACUCGCUUUUGCAACUCAAGCAGCAACACUUCAGAACUUGCCUCCUCCUUCCGCAAAUACAAGUGCACUUAUCACAGCUCUGGCUGCUAAAAACCUCGACACUACUGAUCUCGUAGCACUAUCUGGUGCUCACACAAUCGGUAUCGGAAAUUGCGGAUCCUUCACAAGUCGAUUAUACCCUACCCAAGAUUCCACCAUGGACCAGACCUUUGCAAACUACCUUAAAGUCACAUGCCCAAAAGCUGACACUUCCAAUACUACAGUACUCGACAUUCGAUCACCAAAUGUAUUUGACAACAAGUACUAUGUGGAUCUCAUGAACCGUCAAGGUCUCUUCACUUCUGAUCAAGAUUUGUUUAUGGAUGCAAGGACCAAACCCAUUGUGACUAGUUUUGCCGUGAAUCAGAAUCUGUUUUUCGAGAAGUUUGUGUUCUCAAUGAUCAAGAUGGGUCAAUUAAAUGUAUUGGCUGGUAACCAAGGACAGAUUCGAGCCAAUUGUUCUGCCCGAAAUCCGUCCUCUUCAUCCUACUUGUCCUCAGUGGUUGAUGAAGUCGAAGAUCACCAUGACAUAAUAAGUUUUGUUUGAUUUCAUGUUAUAUGUAUGAUCAAGUGGGAAUUAGUUAUUCUUCCCAUUGGUCUGUCUAAUAAAACACAUUAAUUAUCUGAUCUGCGUAAGAUAAUCACUUCUUUGGGCUUUUGUUGAAUUGGAAAGUAGGUUUGAUUGUA
This is a messenger RNA of Papaver somniferum (opium poppy), 1310 nucleotides long. RefSeq names its product peroxidase 12-like. Gene Ontology annotation, biological process: hydrogen peroxide catabolic process; response to oxidative stress. Lineage: Eukaryota; Viridiplantae; Streptophyta; Magnoliopsida; Ranunculales; Papaveraceae. Gene Ontology annotation, cellular component: plasmodesma; plant-type cell wall. The transcript has 4 exons. The coding region runs from base 1 to 1170 and encodes 389 amino acids. Gene Ontology annotation, molecular function: peroxidase activity; heme binding. The record is from RefSeq and is a predicted model, not a curated record.